AAUCCGGGACGGACGCAGAUGACGCGUAGAGCGCAUGCGUGGAGUGCAGUAUGCUUAUGAAAAUGGUUACUGUGCGUUCCUUUUCAAGGUAGCUGUUGUAACCUUCGCUCAAGAAAGCGCUGCUGUAAAAUGGCAGGAGAGGAAGAGGAGAACAGUAGCAAGGGCUUCAAGGUGCUGGGUAUUCUGGAUGUCCAGAACACUCCAUGUGCCAGAGAGGCCAUCCUGCACGGAGCUGGAGGUUCACUAGUCGCUGGCAUGCUGCACUUUUUGGCCACCAGUCGAGUGAGGAGGUCUUUUGACGUGGGAUUUGCAGGCUUCAUGCUCACCACACUGGGAUCAUGGUUCUACUGCAGAAUGAGUAACGCUAAGCUACGUAUGCAGCAGAGGGUGAUCCAGGAUGGCCUCAAGAACAAAGUCAUUUAUGAAGGGACCAGUCUGGACCCCACAGGCAAACCCAGGCUCGAGACGCCACCUGGACCCUCGUGACCCCUCAACCAGCUUGUUUUGACUAUUGCAAUUUCCAAAUGACAAGAGAGCGUGCAGAUGUGUCCAACAUCUUCCUAAACAGUCAUUUUGCAUGCCAGGGAAAGCCUUCAAUCUCAUUGACAGAAAGGAAAAACUCGGCUUUAGUUCUCAUGCACCAGCCCCACUGUCUUGCCUGAGAUGUAUCACAAUUCAUAUCCACAUGUCAAAACAAUCCUGAAAUCAUUAAUUCCAUCUUUUGUUGACUUGGAGCACUUGGACCGGGACAUUCACAAGAUGAAUUCUCACUGCCAUCUACCCUGAUGCCUGGCCUCCUGUGGUUUCAGUGACUCCUUCCUAGUCUCUUAACCAACUAUAAAACACAGUAGAGAACUCCACUGCCCUCAGGCUGUAAUGUAAUAGCACCACAUGCUUUGAGGUUUGUUCUCUUGUGCAGCUGGCUCAUUUUUUUCUGGCAUUUCUGUGGUGGUACCAUGAAAACAGCCUUAGCCACUCGUGAGCCAGUCCAAAAAACAGUAUAAAAAUAAAUCCAGAAAACCAGAAAAUAAAAUUCACAUAUAAUAGCAUAGGGAAAAAAAUGGAAACCAUUGUUUUUGUUUUAAAUUACUGUGUUGUGUAUUUUCAAUGCAAUGGCUCAGAAUGGUUUUAAGUUUAAAGAGGCUUAAAAUGCCAGAAAAUGAUCUAAGUGUACACGCCCUACAUCAGAGGAGGGGUUGUUGAUUUCAUUACAGACUGAAAUUGGUUUAUUUUUUAGGGGUUUUUUUUAUUCAGAGCUGGUGGAAAUAUGGCAUACAUGAAGGAAAGGUCUAGACUCUAGACCCUUCCCUUAUGUGUCACAAACAGGCAUCUAUUCUCCAUUUUAUAUAUAAGGAUUGCAUAUAAACUUACACAGAACUGUGAAGCAGCCAGUGUGUCAGACAGAACUGGUCUUAUAUUUAUUGCACUGUCUGUUGUGUAAUGUUAUGGGACUGCUGGUUCUCUGAAUGAUUGUUUUUAUGUAAAAAUGGUCAGUAAGAGGGUAGCACAUCAGGGCAGCCAUAAUUAUUUUAUUAUUUAGUUUUUGCCUGAUUGUAUGGUGAAUAAACUGUUAAUUGAACAAAG
Myripristis murdjan (pinecone soldierfish) is the source of this 1584-nucleotide messenger RNA. It is a transcript of the gene cox20, whose product is annotated as cytochrome c oxidase assembly factor COX20. Gene Ontology annotation, cellular component: mitochondrion; mitochondrial inner membrane. The coding region runs from base 130 to 486 and encodes 118 amino acids. Gene Ontology annotation, biological process: mitochondrial respiratory chain complex IV assembly. The record is from RefSeq and is a predicted model, not a curated record. NCBI's taxonomy places the organism in Eukaryota, Metazoa, Chordata, Actinopteri, Holocentriformes, Holocentridae. The transcript is spliced from 4 exons.